Molecule: messenger RNA, 2004 nt
Organism: Bipolaris sorokiniana ND90Pr
Lineage: Eukaryota; Fungi; Ascomycota; Dothideomycetes; Pleosporales; Pleosporaceae
Exons: 2
Coding region: 164-1879 (571 amino acids)
Molecular function (GO): steroid hydroxylase activity; iron ion binding; oxidoreductase activity, acting on paired donors, with incorporation or reduction of molecular oxygen
Source: RefSeq, a predicted model, not a curated record
AGAGUACACAGCAAUGCUUAUUUGAUACAUCGAUAUCCACGAAGAGAAAAGUGAUAAUGGCGUUGUUUGUAUACUUUUUUAUUACAGCUGUGUUGCUACUUACCCACUACUUCCUAUCCUCUACCGCCCUCAUCCAAAAAUCUAGCCAGAAAAAGACACCACCAUGGCUCUCGUACAGACUCCCCUUUAUCGGACAUGCACUACAUUUCCUCACAGAUCCGUAUGCUUUGCUGGUAGGAAUCACGUAUGCGCUCACUCCCUACACUUCCCUCACAUCAAGUCACGCUCAUAUCGAACUAACACAAUCAGCCACCCAGUCCGCCUCCACCUCCCCGGCACAAACCCAAUUUUAAUCCAAGGCACCCCCAACAUCCGGCGCUUGCUAAAAUCCAGUUCGCACACGAAUCCCUCCCACGCUCAGACUUUCAUUGCAAGCCAACUCUUCGGCAUGCCUAAGCGCGCUGCGCAACUCUUUCAGCAGGAUGACUCGGGGUAUGCCGCUACUCCCUUGCCAAACUCGCGUGUAGAGGGAAAGAAUAGGAUUUGCUAUAGAGAUAGGAAGAUUCUGCUGGAUAUGCUGCAAGGGAGUGAAGUAGCAGGUGUAAUUGAGCGAUUCAGGGAUGCGUUUGAAAAGAGGAUGAUGCGGAUAUGGGAGGACAUGAAGGACGAGGAAGAGUGGGUUGAAGAAGAGGAUUUCUGGGCGUUUCUUACGAGGGAGGUUACGCCUGCUGCGAUUGAGGCCUUGUGUGGGAAGGUACUUGUGGAGGAGGUGGACGGGGAGUUUGUGAGGAAAUUUUGGGCGUUUGAUGAGUGGGUGCCUGCUAUCACCAAAGGGGCGCCUGCUUGGCUUUUUCCGGGGGCGUAUAGGGUUAGGGAUAAGUUGCUGGGGAGUCUGGUGGAGUGGCGGAGGGUGUUACUGGAGCGACGGCAGCAGCGGCAGCAGGGGAGUCAUGGCGACGAGGCGGAUAACGCCUCGCCGUCGAUGAUGGCAAAGAUGGAUCUGCUCGAAGUCGAUGGGUGGUCUGUGCAAGCGAUCGCGGCGUCAGAUCUAGGCUUGAUAUGGGCUUCGAAUUCCAACACCAUCUCCGCCAUUUAUUGGCUGAAUGUCGAGAUCUUCCGUUCUCGGGAACGGCUGAGGCGUAUCCGAGCUGAAUGCUUGAAUGCAGGACCUAGCACCAGCAGCCACAACAUCAACGGCAGCCAUGCAAUUCAAGGCACACCACUACCUGAUAUCGACUUAUCGGCCCUACUCACUCAGCCAUAUCUCCAAGCCUGUUUUGCAGAGACGCUCCGUUUGCGGACCCACAUAUUUAUUACCAGAUUCGUCGACACUCGCGACAUGGAGAUAAAUGAGUGGUCGAUCCCUGCCGGCAGUGUCUUACUCACUUGCUCAUCUGUGCCGCAUAUGGAUGCUGCGCUAUGGAAGACGAAUAGCCAUGCUGCAUCGGCACGCCCACUGACAGACUUUGUGCCGGAGCGUUUUCUCAAAAUGCCAAUUGAUAUGUCCAGUAACGGUCCGGAGAGGGGCACAUGUAAGCUUAAUGCAGAUGCCUCUCCCUCUGUCGAUCCAUCAGGAAAACAGCCGCCAAACACUUACCCCACGUCCUGGGAGUCCGCCCAAAUGGAAUUUUCCGCAAAAGGGCUUGACGGCAUAUACGUUCCGUUUGGUGGCGGUGCGCAAAUGUGUCCUGGUCGCAAGUUGGCAAAAGCAGAGACAUUCAUUGUGACGGCUGUAUUGGCAUCUCUAUUUGACAUUGAAUUGUGCGACCCCCAGUGUGAGAUACUGGUCAAGUCGAGUUACUUUGGCACAGGAGUCAGUAAGCCUGCAGCCAAAGCACCUUUUCGUAUUCGAAGGCGACAAGCAGGGGCAGUGAGCUGAGUUGAAUGAGAUGAUAGCUGUGACAUGUAGUCUAUACUUGGUUACAAACUUUUCUCUUCAUGCCCGUGAACUGUCGGAUGAUACUGGGGGUGAUAAUUCAGUACCCUGAUCUUAUUCGAUCUUGU